AGUCUAACAAGCAAUAGCUCCUUGCAGCAAAGUGACUUCUUUAGUGGAAAAUUAACAAUGGACUAAUUUUAUAGUUUACUUCUUUCCUCCUCUGUCCCAUACUUCCCACCCUCAUCCUCGGUUGACCGUCGUCAUCUCCGCCAUGUAUCCGCCGUCGCGUUCUCUCAUCGUUAUUUAUUAUCCUUUAAUCUUAUUUUUCCUCGAUACCGUCGUCGUUUUGUCUGCUACCGAUAUCCCUAAUCAUAACCAUCGUCCUAUGAUAAUUCCUCUCCAUCUUUCUACCUCUAACAUCUCUUCUCAUCGUAAACCCUUCACCAGCAACUAUCACCGCCGACAACUCCAUAAUUCCGACCUCCCUAACGCUCACAUGCGCCUCUACGACGAUCUCCUCUCCAACGGAUACUAUACGACGCGGUUAUUUAUUGGCACUCCACCGCAGGAAUUCGCUCUUAUUGUGGACACUGGCAGUACAGUAACAUAUGUUCCGUGCUCUACAUGUGAACAGUGCGGCAAGCAUCAGGAUCCUAGGUUCCAACCGGAGUCAUCUAGCACUUACAAACCGAUGCAAUGUAACCCUAGUUGUAACUGUGAUGAUGAAGGGAAGCAAUGUACUUAUGAGAGGCGGUAUGCUGAGAUGAGUUCUAGUAGUGGUUUGCUUGCUGAGGAUGUUCUCUCUUUUGGAAAUGAAAGUGAGCUUACACCUCAGCGUGCUAUUUUCGGUUGUGAAACUGUUGAGACUGGUGAACUUUUCAGCCAACGUGCUGAUGGAAUUAUGGGGUUGGGUCGUGGUCCGCUCAGUGUUGUGGAUCAACUUGUUAUAAAGGAGGUUGUUGGUAAUUCUUUCUCUUUAUGUUAUGGUGGAAUGGAUGUGGUUGGGGGUGCUAUGGUUCUCGGUAAUAUUCCUCCGCCCCCUGAUAUGGUUUUCGCUCAUUCGGAUCCUUACCGUAGUGCCUAUUACAAUAUUGAGCUGAAGGAACUGCAUGUGGCUGGAAAACGAUUAAAGCUAAAUCCAAGAGUCUUUGACGGAAAGCAUGGAACAGUUUUGGACAGUGGAACUACAUACGCAUAUCUUCCAGAAGAAGCUUUUGUUGCAUUUAAGGAUGCUAUUAUUAAGGAAAUCAAGUUUCUCAAACAGAUCCAUGGCCCUGAUCCAAGUUACAAUGAUAUUUGCUUUUCUGGUGCUGGAAGGGAUGUUUCGCAACUAUCAAAGAUUUUUCCGGAGGUAAAUAUGGUAUUUGGCAACGGUCAAAAAUUGUCCCUAUCUCCAGAGAACUACCUCUUCCGGCAUACAAAGGUUAGUGGUGCAUAUUGCUUGGGAAUUUUCCAGAAUGGAAAGGAUCCAACUACUCUUUUAGGAGGAAUUGUAGUACGGAACACUCUUGUUACUUAUGAUCGGGAUAAUGAUAAGAUUGGGUUUUGGAAAACUAAUUGCUCUGAACUAUGGAAGAGACUGCAAUCUCAAUCUCCUGGUAUUCCUGCUCCCCCACCUGUAGUUUUCUCUAGUGGUAAUAAAAGUGAAAGCAUUGCUCCUACACAAGCCCCAAGUGGAUUGCCUCCAGAUUUCAUCCCAGGUGAAUUUCGAAUUGGAGUUAUAACAUUUGAUAUGUUGAUGAACAUCAACAACUCUGCCGCGAAGCCUAACUUAACAGAAGUAGCAGAGUUCAUUGCCCAUGAGUUGCAAGUUGAUAAUUUACAGGUUCAUAUGUUGAAUUUUACUUCACAAGGAAAUAAUUACCUUGUUAAAUGGGGCAUCUUCCCUGCUGAGUCUGCUGACUACAUCUCUAAUACCACAGCAAUGAACAUAAUUCUGCAGUUGAGAGAUCAUCGUUUGCAAUUUCCUGAGAGAUUUGGUAGCUAUCAAUUGGUUGAAUGGAGGAUUCAGCCUCAAAGAAGGCCGACAUGGUGGCAUGAACAUUUUUUGGCAGUGGUUGCUGGAGUAGUGACUAUUUUGCUUGUUAGUUUAUUAAGUAUUGGGAUAUGGACGGUUUGGAGGCAUAGACAACGAGCACUUGGUACAUAUGAACCUGUCGGUGGCAUUGUUCCUGAGCAAGAGCUCCAGCCAUUAUGAUCGUAACAUUCUCCUUCUGGGUGUAGAUGACAAUAGCAUGGACUUAAAAAUACCGAUUAAAUUGAUGACAUGAUUUCUGAGACUGAUCAAUCUGUUGUAAAAUGAAUAGAAUUGAGAAAGGAACAUAGAAAGAAAAAUAGAGUGAUUAGAUGCAUAUUAUUUUGGAUAUUCUGUAUGAGGAAUAGUGCUAUGUAUCAUUAUUUGUUGGCACAAUAAUGAAACUCUUACUGUAACUAAAGAAAUACAAAAAUGAAUCUCUUUUUCAUCGA
Molecule: messenger RNA, 2337 nt
Organism: Ricinus communis (castor bean)
Lineage: Eukaryota; Viridiplantae; Streptophyta; Magnoliopsida; Malpighiales; Euphorbiaceae
Product: aspartic proteinase 36
Exons: 12
Coding region: 143-2068 (641 amino acids)
Biological process (GO): proteolysis
Molecular function (GO): aspartic-type endopeptidase activity
Source: RefSeq, a predicted model, not a curated record